This is a messenger RNA of Lolium rigidum, 1223 nucleotides long. RefSeq names its product protein ABHD11-like. Lineage: Eukaryota; Viridiplantae; Streptophyta; Magnoliopsida; Poales; Poaceae. Bases 52 to 1083 code for a protein of 343 amino acids. The record is from RefSeq and is a predicted model, not a curated record. The transcript has 5 exons.
ACCACGGCAUCGCCCGCGGCCUUGGGAAGAACUUCCGCGGAGCGAUCGGCCAUGGCGGCGUCUCUCCGAGCGUCGACGUCCUCGCUCCGCUCGCGCCUCCUCUCCUCCUCCGCCGCCUGGUCUCCCUGGCGCUCCCUCCUCUCCUCCUCCGUCCACUCGGAUGCCGCCCAUCAGACCGAAACCCUCGCCUUCGACGAGAUCCAGCUCUCCCCCGAGAAGCCGUCCACCGCCACCGCCUUCGUCCUCCACGGCCUCCUGGGCUCCGGCCGCAACUGGCGAACCUUCUCCCGCUCCCUCGCCUCCCAGCUCCGCGACCGCUCCCCCUCCGAUGAGUGGAGGAUGGUUCUUGUGGAUCUGAGGAACCAUGGGAACUCAGCCAGGAUCAAAGGGUUGUCCCCGCCCCAUACUAUGUCGACUGCAGCGAAGGAUCUCGCCGAUUUGGUGAAGGCUCGGGGCUGGGCAUGGCCGGAUGUUGUCGUGGGUCACUCCAUGGGUGGAAAGGUUGCGCUGGAUUUUGCGGAGAGUUGUUCCCGUGGGGACUACGGUGGAUCCGCUGCUCUUCCCAAACAGCUCUGGGUGCUUGAUUCUGUCCCUGCAGAAGUAAAAACAGAUAACAGUGAUGGUGAAGUUGAACGGGUUUUGCAGACACUAGCAAGUCUUCCUUCAUCGCUUCCAUCACGCAAGUGGGUUGUUGACCACAUGGUCAACCUUGGAUUUUCCAAAUCACUCUCAGAAUGGAUUGGUAGCAACUUGAAGAAGGACAAUGAGCAUGUGACCUGGGGUUUUGAUCUUCAGGCCGCCACAGACAUGUUUACUUCAUAUAGAGAAAGAAGCUACUGGGGACUGCUGGAGAACCCACCAAAGGGUCUGGAGAUUUCAAUUGUACAAGCAGAGCAGAGUGAUAGAUGGCAUGCUGAUGAUGUGCAGAGACUAAAAGCAUUGUCAAGGAGAGGCGGCAAUCCUGAUGCUGGGAAAGUGUCACUCCACGUUCUCCCCAACUCCGGCCAUUGGGUUCACGUUGACAACCCCAAGGGGUUACUCGAGAUUAUGGUGCCUAACUUCCUCUCCACCGUUCAAAAUUGACAUGUUGACUAUCAACUGCAGCCUUUAUGAUAGUUUCUUCUUGCUUUUGACCAACAAAGGAUAACAGAUUUGUGCACUCUUUUUUGUGAUUGGCUGGGGGCAUUUUGUGCUAUCUGUUAAUAAAAAGUGAUUUUAUUUUA